This is a messenger RNA of Lytechinus variegatus (green sea urchin), 1227 nucleotides long. RefSeq lists its product as uncharacterized. The transcript has 2 exons. Lineage: Eukaryota; Metazoa; Echinodermata; Echinoidea; Temnopleuroida; Toxopneustidae. The record is from RefSeq and is a predicted model, not a curated record. Bases 1 to 1227 code for a protein of 408 amino acids.
AUGAAUGUCACUGACACUGACAAAAAGAUACCCUGCCCUUUGACUAUGGAUAUGGUGUCUUCAAAGAAGUGGCACAAGAGGCCACAUCAGCUGCUGCACCAGCAAAGAUUGCGCAGCUUCUAUGUAGAUGAUGGGCUGGUGAGUGUAGCCAGUGAAGAGGAAGCCAUCCAGUUGGCCAAUGAAGCCAGACAACUUUGCAGCAAGGGUGGCUUACGUCUCCACAAGUUUGUUUCGAAUUCCAAGGAAGUUCUGGAGAGUCUGCCAAAGUCUGAGCGUGCAAGUGGGGUCAUCGACUCAAAUUUGGAUUUUGAGGAUCAAGUAGAGCGUGCUCUGGGGAUUGUUUGGAAUGUGGCCACGGAUGCCUUUUGUAUCAGAAUUUCCCUGAAAGAGAAACCAAUGACACGGCAGGGAAUUCUUUCCAUAGUCGCAUCCCUGUAUAUUCCUCUUGGAUUUGUGGCUCCGGUUGUGCUCGAUGGCAAGAGAAUCCUUCAAGAAAUGUGUCGUAGCGGGCUUGGAUGGGAUGAUCCAGUACCCGAGAACCUGGAGUCAAGGUGGGAUCAAUGGUGUAAGGAAAUCCCACAGCUAGAGGAGCUCAGAAUACCUCGGUGUUAUCAUCCUGCUGAGUUUGGUUAUCAGGUAACAGUGCAGCUUCACCAUUUCUUGGAUGCCAGCAAGUCUGGUGAUGGCCAAUGUUCUUAUUUGCGUCUCAUUAACCAGAAAGGGGAAGUUCACUGUUGUCUGAUCUUCGGCAAAUCAAGGGUUGCGCCAACCAAGGUUGUUACAAUUCCCAGAUUAGAGUUGACAGCGGCAGUUGUGUCAGCUAAGGUGCACUCUAUGUUGAAAGAAGAGCUAGAGUAUCAUGAUGCCAAAGAUUUCUUCUGGAUAGAUUCCCAAGUAGUCCUGGGAUACAUCCACAAUGAUGCACGGAAGUUCCACAGGUUUGUCGCUAAUCGAGUCCAGCUAAUCAGAGAUAGGACUUCUCCCGACCAAUGGCAUUAUGUCUCAACUGAUCAAAACCCCGCUGACCAUGCUUCCAGAGGAUUGAGCGCCAGUCAGCUGUGUAGCGCGAACUGGUUUAAAGGACCCAGUUUCCUCUGGGAGGACUUCGCGGUAGGAAGUAUCUCUCCGACACUCGCCGUGGGGGAUCCGGAGGUGAGAGCAAUCAACCUAUCGACAAUUACUCAUCCGGAACCGUUAUCUCCCAUCUCGCCUCACCAGAAUCUCUAG